GGCCACAGUACUGACUUUCAUUACCCACGACAGUGGCUACAUCUAGACCUGAUCAUGGUGAUGGCUCCAUCAUGCUGAUGGUCAUACCUUUCUUUCAAUGCUACUUCUCUCUGUUCUUGAAACAGGGACUUGACUGUCCCUGAGUAUUGUGGAUCACAUUCAGAAUCUUGAGCUGCUGGCCCUUCACCUCAAGAAGUCUUAACUGGAGGGCAGAUGGACCCCAACUAAAGCAGAAUCCAGCCUGAAGAAGGAAGCCCUGAGGGCUGGCUUGGAGAGGCUGUUGAAUGAGCUGGCAGGACACCCAGCUCUCUCCUAAGCCAUCUCUCCAUCCUGGCUAGUUUUCAGGGAGAAACACCCCUGUCUGUAGGCCGCAUUCAUGGCAUGUGGCCAAGCUGCUGGACGGAUGCCCUGAAGUGGCCACCACCAUGCAUUACCCUUCUGAAGCCUUCAGCUUGUCUUGGCAUUCAGGUUGCAACACAAGUGACGUGUGUGCGCAGUGGUGUCCACUCUCCCGGCACUGCAGCACGGAGAAAAGCAGCUCUAUUGGUAGCAUGGAGAGCCUGGAGCAACCAGGUCAAGCCACUUAUGAGGGUCACCACUUGCCCAUUGACCAGAACAUUUACCCUAACCAGCGUGACUCGGCGUACAGCUCCUUCUCUGCCAGCUCAAAUGCCUCUGACUGCAUUCUUUCCCUCAGGCCAGAGGAGUCGGCCUCUGCAGACUGCAUCACACAAGGCCUAGGGCCAACUAAGGUCCCCAGUGGUCGGCCUAAUGUGGCUGAGCUCUCAGGAAGUAGCCGACACCCCAAUGGGAGCCACCUGAUGGCCACUUCGCAGCUGCCAUCCCGCCCACAGGACAGUCACCACGCAAAAUCUGGCAACGCAGCAAGGGACCCACCACCACCUCCAGUGAGGCGAGAUAGCCUUCAAGCCUCCAGGGCGCAACUCCUCAAUGGAGAACAGUGCAGUGCUCCUGAGCCGGUGGCCUCCUUGCAACAGGAGGAGAAACUGAGCUCAGAGACCAUCUUGUCUCCAAGGAACCCGAACAGGUUUUACUGCCUCAAGGGUCAAGACCAAGAGAAGAAUGAGGACCAUCAGGACGAUGAGCUCAGUCAGCCUCCUGACUCCAGUCCACAGGGUUCUGAGCAUCUGCUGAUGGAGGCCUCGACCAAAGGUGCUGCUUACCCCCAAACCUAUGACAAGGCUUCCAGCACAAGUCCCAGCCCGCUCCCCCAAGCUGCAGCAGAGCGAGCUAAGGCCUCUAUUGCCGGCAGUGCUCCACACCUCACAGAGCAUCGUCAUAGCGCCCCUGAACAGCUACUGGCAUCACACCUCCAGCAUGUGCACCUGGAUAUCAGGAGUGGCAAAGGGAUGGAACUUCCAUCUGGGCAUGAUGGACACCAGUGGACUCUCUCCCCCUUGCAUAGCAGCCUCACAGGGAAGAAAAGUUCACGUGCCCUUGUAGGGGUGACCCAGGACCAGCUUGUCAAGGAGAGGAAAAUCAGGCUAAAUGAGGAUAGACCUUUGAGUUCUGAACACCAGAGCCCAAGCAGUUCCCCUUAUGAAGAUACUGAUGGACACCCUCCAGAAAGAGGCUUUCUAGACCCAAGUAGCUCAGGCAGUGAAUUCACAAACCAGCAGCCCCCUGCCUCGGGCUCCCUUGUUCAACCAACCAGAGACUGUUCUUCAACCACUAAAGCAGCCAGUAGCACAAAGGCAGUUGAAGAAGUUGGCAAUGAACCCAAGGAGUAUGGCCAAAUGGGUAGUAAGCGAAGUGGAGGGACUCGGGGUCGCUCCAUCCAAAACCGGCGCAAGAGUGAUCGUUUUGCUACCAAUCUACGUAAUGAAAUUCAAAGGAGGAAGGCCCAGCUCCAGAAAAGUAAAGGUCCUUUGUCACAGCUGUGUGACACUAAGGAGCCAGUUGAAGAGACUGAGGAGAUCCCCGAAAGCCCCCCACUUCCUGACUCUAAUCCAUUCCUUCUGUCUUCAUAUAAAAAACCACCUGGCCCUAGAGGCAAGCACUUAAACAAGAGCAUGAUACUCAGGGCUAGAUCUUCAGAAUGCCUUAGUCAAGUCCCUGAGAUCCAUGAAUCUAGAACAGGCUUGGAAAGGCCAGUAAGCCCAAGUCAGAGGUCUAACCAGUCUUCUUUGGGCCUGAACACUUGGUGGAAAGCUGAACCAAACUUCUCAGACUAUGAGAAAGCAAAUGCUCACCCUGGAAUACGUGGAGGUCACUGGAGAUGGUCUCCAGAGCAUAAUCCCCAGCCACACGUCACUCUAGCCAUGGAUAGCCCUUCGAAUGCAGGUGACAACAAGGAAUUGAAGGCUUCUGCUGCCCAAGCUGGGGAAGAAGCCAUCCUCUUGCCCGUGGCAGACAGAAGAAAGUUCUUUGAAGACAGUAGUAAAUCUUUAUCCAUGUCCCAUUUGCCAGGUUUAACCACUCAUAACAAUAAAAAUUUUACCCAAAGAACAAAGCCUAUGAACCAAAACGUCCAGUCAAUGAGCUCCAGCUAUAGAGACUUGAGACGCCAUCCCAUGGACAAAGCAUAUCAAUGCACAGACCAGUCAUAUCAUCCCACGUCACCACUUCAGUUAGAAAGUUCCACUUACCCUGAAUGCUUUGCAAGCAAAGGCCUGGAACAAUCCAUGUGUAAUAAGCCACUUCACUGUGGUGAUUAUGAUUUCUGCAAUACUUACUCAUACCCCCCCAGUAUUCAGGGAGCUGUGGUUCAUGACCCUUGCAUUUACUGUCCUGGGGAAAUCUGCCCUGCCUUACUAAAGAGAAAUAUGAUACCAAACUGCUACAACUGCCGAUGCCACCACCACCAGUGCGUCCGGUGUUCAGCUUGCUAUCAUAAUCCUCAGCAUAGUACCCUUGAGGAUAGCCGUUUAGCACCUGGCAACACUUGGAAACCCAGGAAGCUGGCACUGCAGGAAUUUCCUGGGGACAAAUGGAAACCAACAACAGGAAACAGGAAGACCAGCCAGUCAGGGAGGGAAAUUGCUCAUUCCAAAGGUAACUUUUCAUGGGCACCUCCCUUUCAUCCUUGCCUUGAGAACCCAGCGCUGGCCUUGUCAAACUACCAAGCAAUCUCUUCCCUUGACCUUCUAGAGGACUUCAAUCAUUCCUCAAAAAAAACAGAGGAAACUUCAAUUCAUGAGGAGGGGAGCUUCAUUGCUUCCAUACCCUAUUCACUGCGCAGCCGGGCUUUCUCAGAGAGUCAUAUCAGCUUGGAGCAACAGAGUUCCCGGUCAAGGAAUCAGAAUCAGAGGGAGCUAUUUGCCAAAGUUGAUGAAACCCAACCGGAUCCUUUUGGAGCCAGGAAAAAGGCCUAUCCUCCUCCUCGCCCACCCCCUCCCAAUUGGGAGAAGUACAGGCUCCUCCGAGCUGCUCAGCUCCAGCCACAGCAGCCACAACCGCAACCUCAGCCACAGCAAGAAGAGGAGGAGGAGGAGCAAGAAGAGGAGGAGGAGGAGGAGGAAGAAGAGGAGGAGGAGGACCUACCACCCCAGUAUUUCAGUUCAGAAACUACUGGUUCAUCUGUUCUAAACACCGAAGUUGUCCUGGAACAGUCAAAGCCCCUGGGCUUUGGUAACCUGGAGAUUUUAAAGCAGGAUUCACAAAGCCUCCCAGCAAAACAAAAGUCCUUUGGUUCCCAUUCCAGCAAUUUCCAGCCUAGCCUAUUUCCAAUAACUGCGCACUUAGGAUCUCAACCUGAGCACAUUCACCCCCCUUGCUAUUAUGGCAUCAGUGGUCUUUGGAGAGCAUCAGAACAACUGGUCCUUGACAGUAAAGCCACUAACUCUGCCAAACCAGAGGCUGUAAUGGCAGAAGAGUCCAAACCCAAGCCAGCACGGAAUCAGAGCUACUUCUUCCCUGAGCAACAGUUCUCUUUUGUGGGCUGGGGCUCUGAUAAACAGCACCUCAGUCGCUUGGGCUUUGGUGAGCCCAAGAUGACAGAAUCUGCUGAUACACGUGUCAAGCCUAGAGAUGCCACUGUUUCCACUUUGUCCCUGUUACAUCCUGCAACCAUGGAGGAAGCUGGGUCCAUUGGGGAUAUAACAGAAGAGAAGAGAGGCUAUUCGUUCGCAAGUCAAAGAUCUGCCUCACGGCAGGCAGCCUCAGAAGAUUUCAUGACAGAUGUGGUGGGGCAUGGCAAGUCUCUGGCGGGAGGGAUAAACCCAGCCUCCAACUUGAUGACUACUGCCGAGGUCAUGGGUGGCUUUUUUGCUGUGAGAGAUCUGCAGUUGCGCCAUUUCAAGCAGGCGUGGCACCGGGAAAGAAGAAAUGAUGAGAUCUCCCAGGAAAGCCACGGAGUGCCUUUACAAGAAUUUCAGCAUUUCUCCCCUCCUCAGGGGAACCCUGGGAUCCCUACCUCUUACUCAGCUUAUUACAAUAUUUCUGCGGCCAAGGCAGAGCUUCUGAACAAAUUGAAAGACCAGCCAGAGAUGGCAGAUAUUGGCUUGGGAGAAGAGGAAGUGGAUAAAGAACUGGUUCAAAAAAAGAUACAGCUUAUUGAAAGUAUUGGCAGAAAGCUCUCUGUCCUGCGGGAGGCCCAGCAAGGGCUGGUGGAGGACAUCAACGCCAAUUCCUCCCUUGGGGAGGAGGUGGAAGCCAACCUGAAAACUGUCUGCAAACCCAAUGAAUUUGAAAAAUACCGUUUGUUUAUCGGAGACCUGGACAAAGUUGUCAACCUGCUGUUGUCACUCUCUGGACGACUGGCCCGGGUGGAGAAUGCUCUCAACAGCAUCGAUUCAGAGACCAGUCAGGAGAAGUUGGUACUGAUUGAGAAGAAGCAACAGCUGACGGGGCAGUUGGCUGAUGCCAAGGAGCUGAAAGAGCAUGUUGACCACCGGGAGAAGUUGGUGUUUGGUAUGGUCUCCUGCUACCUGCAUCAGGACCAGCUCCAAGACUACCAACACUUUGUGAAGAUGAAGUCUGCCCUCAUCAUUGAGCAGCGAGAGCUGGAGGAGAAGAUCAAACUCGGGGAAGAGCAGCUCAAAUGUCUCAAAGAGAGCCUACUCCUGGGCCCAGCAAUUUCUAAUUAGCAAGUUGUUAGUAGUUAAAAUAAGAGUUAGCAGUUUGUUCCAUACUUUCUACCCUGGACUUCUCUAAUGGCUCUUACCUAGAAGUUUCCCUAACUAUCUAGGAGACUCUGGGGAGGUCUCAAGCUGGUCCGCAAGGGAAGCUACAACAAGUUGUAACCACACACCACCCUCUCCUUCCCACAAUUUUGCAUAGGCAAGCACUCAACUGCACACACAACCAACAAAGUUAUUUGUGUGUGUGAGGACACCAAAGAUGUUAUCUUCUCACCACCUAGUCACCUACUCUGUAGUCAGCCUUCAAGGCUUAGAGAGGAGCUGCUGCUGCAACUCCACUCUGCCCCCAGGGCUCCAUUUCCCACAAGCUGCCAAGAGGUCACUUAGCAACCAAGAGUUUCAGGGUCUCACCCAAGAUUUGGCAGUGGGAAACAGAACUAAGUAUUGCAUUUAGAAAAGACAAAGAAUUCCCAGAUGCCCUAUUGGAAGGAGCCAGACAGAAGCCAGUUGGUUCUGCCCUCACAUCCUCCGGCAUCCAGUUUAAGGGGAUGAAUCUUUCCUACAGCUUUUGCUGGUGUGGCCUUCCUUCUGGGUUAAAGCUUUGAGGACGCCACCCCUGUUCCCACUUUGCCCUUUCAUUGUUGGAGGUUACAGAUGCCUACUCCAAGGAUCCACACUGUAGACCUUUAACAACUCUACCAAAGCUGACUUCGGAAUGUGUUUCAUUAUUUGGAGUGGGUGGCUUUUUAUUAUUGUAUUUUAAAUGGCUUUAAAAUUUUUAUUUAUUUUAUGUUUACCCUUUUUAUUAACUAAUAAGGUGAGAGGAGGGUUUGACAGGAAAAAGUUAUCCCAGAAGGAAAACAUUUUCUACAGAUCAAUCUGAAUCCACCAUAAUUUUGACAAGCAAGUACAAAUUCCCUUUUCUUCCCAACAUAACUGCACAGUAUGCCUGGCAUGGUGCUUCCCUAGGUACCAUGAGUUUAGCAUUCCCUACCAGAGAUCAAAUUUUUCUUAUUUUUUCUUUUCUUGGAACUAAACUUUAGUUACUAAAGAAAUCUCCUGAAACUUAAAAAGUUCACCCAUUUUGCUACCAUAUCCAGGCUGAGAAAUGAGUAAAAGUGAGUUCAGGAGGAAUUCCUCUACUCCACAAUUACUUUCCUGAACCUGGAAGCCUGGCUCAGGUAACCAAACCAGGGGCAGCUAAGGCCAUCCUCUCAGCCACCCCAGGAAUAAUCACAGCCAGGAACUUAAGCAUGCAAACAACCAAUGCUGCUGCUGUUUCCAGGGUCUCUUGGCACUAAUGGCAGGAAGGAAAUUGUGGAUGGAAGUUGUGGACAGAUGGCCAAACUCUGUCCUAUUAUUCAGAUCAACUCCCUGUUCCUUGCUAACUGGGAUCAACUUUUAGUACUGGUCAGCCCAGCCCUGUGAAACCCUGGCAUCUCUUCUAAUGACUGCUGAGUUCUCCAGGAUCUUUUGAGGUUGACUGUAGCAUCAGAAGUGCCUCAUUCAACAGAAGAAACAAUUGUCAAGGAACUUUGCUACCACUAGUAGUCACUGACUUCUGCUUCCUCUUCAUUGUAUUUGAACACAAUGGGGGAAACAUGGCCAGGUGGGUGUUCUGAGAUUUACCAUUUCUGUGGAAUCCGGAGUAUGCUUUUAGAAUCACUGCUGCUGGUAGAACUGAUGUUCUGCUGUUUGAAUAUCAACUGCCCUGCUUCCCUCCAGUGAGGCUGAUUGAUGACUCAUAAGAGGCUAGGUGUAUCCAAGCAAAGGUUGAGGAAUGUAGGAGGGGGUGCUUUAAAUGGAGACUGUGAUUGUCAUUUUGGUUUUUAAAAUAGGCUCAAGGAUAAAGGAUAAGCAAAUUUAUGUGUCAUGUGUGGGGAUAGGAGACUGAUACAAUCCAUAAUUCUAAGAGUUUGGCUUGAAUUAUUUUAUUUUUAUGAAUAUGGGCCUAAGGAAAAGAGUGUGCAUUUACCUGGACCCCAGGGCAAAGAUAUGCUUUUCUAUAUUUGUUAUUUCCUUAAUCUGUGAAAGGUAGGUUGGUUAUAACUUAUAUUUAUGACACUAGAAGUAUAUAAAAGUAUGAUUGACUCCAUUGAUUUUGUCCCUGUUCACACUCCAAAGUAGUUUACAUAUUUAGAAUGAGUAUCCAACACAAGAAUGUUGAUAUUUCACAUGGAGGAACAGUUUUCAAAUCACUUUUAUAAAAACCAAAAAUUUAUACUGAGCAGUGAAGCUUGGCAGACAAAAUGAAAUAAUAAAUAGACACUGAUUCCCAUCAUUUCUGACCUGGCAGUCUCAUUGUGAGGGAUAUUCUGCAAUCCUGCCAAUAUCACUUGAGAUGCAGUGUCUUUCCCUUAUUUUCAUUUUCUGGGCUCAGCUCUUCUCUCAAGCUGACCAGGAGGUAGCAGUUUGUAUAGCAGGCCAAGAAAUGUCUCCAAAGUCAAUUAUUGGUAUUGACUUUUCCCCUUUCCCUUCAAACACUCAUAAAGGCCCCAGUGGGUAGUGAGCAAGCUUGUUGAGAUGGGCAGGAGUCGAUGCCUGAGUUCCUAUCACCUACCCUGGUCCCCAUUUCCUCCUUCCCCAGUACACUGGAUAAUUUAGUCUCCUUGGGUUGUACCUGCUGCAGCUCAGCAUUGCAAUGCCCAAGGGGAAUCUGAGAGGGAAAAAGAAAAAUAAGGUCCUAGAAAGGGAGAGAGUGGAAGCAGAGAAAAGCAGAGAAGAUAAAAAGAUGAAAAGCCUCUUUCAACACCAGGUCCAAGUUCUAUUUUUCAUUGAACCUCAUGUGCCAAAAAGCGGCUUGGGCCACCAGAGUCAUACCCUUAACUCCAGCCUCCCUGCAACUGCUACUUUGUUAGUAGCAGGCCUCAGAUAGAAGAAGAUGGGCAUAUUUUUGGCCAUUUUUCACUCCUCUGGGACAUGCUGAUUCCCACUGUCUUUGCCAGAGGAGUUAUCUAUGCCAAUAAUAAUUCUGUAACAGUAUAUUAUAUUGUUUGAAGAUGAGUAGAUGUUUAGAGGGGGGUGGGGCGAGGGUCUGUUCCUAUAGAUAAAAAAAAACAUGUGUGGAUUGUUAUAAUAAUUGUAUA
This is a messenger RNA of Echinops telfairi (small Madagascar hedgehog), 8128 nucleotides long. RefSeq names its product shroom family member 4 (gene SHROOM4). The record is from RefSeq and is a predicted model, not a curated record. Gene Ontology annotation, molecular function: actin filament binding. The coding region runs from base 426 to 5048 and encodes 1540 amino acids. Gene Ontology annotation, cellular component: apical plasma membrane; apical junction complex; adherens junction. Gene Ontology annotation, biological process: actin filament organization. The transcript has 9 exons. NCBI's taxonomy places the organism in Eukaryota, Metazoa, Chordata, Mammalia, Afrosoricida, Tenrecidae.